AAAUGGUGAUUCGCAAACGAAGGACCCACACGCCACAUGCUGUUUACAUGAGACUUAGCUGUGCCACCAGCACCUACUCAGCGAGUUAAGCUUUCCUACCGCGAUUUUAGCGUUUUUCUUGAAACUUUGACGUUCUUAUGAAGCUGUUCUCGUUCGACAGUGUCGCUUUUAAAUAUGAGUUGUCAGAUAACUUGUGUGGGUUGGGUCAGGCGGGGAGUUUCUAAAGAAACACCCGAUAAGGUGGAGCUGAGUAAAGAGGAGUUGCAGCGCAUUAUAUCUGAAGCUAAAGACCAGCUACAAGAGCAGGAUGAAGAUGCUGAAGAGGCCGAGGAGGAUGAGGGGAUAGCCAGCAGGCAGGAGCAGGGUGACGUCACUGAGGCUCAGGUGCACCUGACAGAAACCAACGAAAACCCAGCGGGGCAAGAGGAUGAUGAUGAGCUGGCAGAGUACGGCCUGGACAGAUAUGAUGAAGAGGACAUAGCCACAGCAAAUCUUGGUGACAGCUUGGCUGGUCUCACAGUGUUUGGCACGAAUGAGGAAGAUCCCUACAUCACCAUCAAAGACACGGACCAAUAUGAAAGGGAAGAUUUUCAUAUAAAGCCUAGUGACAAUCUAAUUGUUGCAGGCAGGGCAGAGAAAGACUACUGUAACCUGGAAAUCUAUGUAUAUAACGCCGAAGAGCAGUCCCUGUACGUCCACCAUGACAUCCUGCUGCCUGCGUACCCGCUUUGUGUCGAGUGGCUGAACUUUGACCCCAGUCCCGAGGAAAGGACCGGGAAUUACGUGGCUAUUGGUACCAUGACGCCCAUCAUUGACAUCUGGGACCUGGACGUGGUGGACUGCCUCGAACCCGUCUUCUCCCUGGGGAGUAAGAAACAUGCCAAGAGGAAGAAGAAAACCAAGAAGGCUGCUGCAGCUGAACCAGUGGAUGGUCAUACUGAUGCAGUUCUAGACCUGUCCUGGAACAGGCUCAUCCGGAACGUUCUGGCCAGUGGCUCUGCAGACAAUACCGUGAUCCUGUGGGACAUGGUAGAAGGCAAACCGGCCUCCACGUUAACUCGGCACAAAGACAAGGUUCAGACUCUGAAAUUCCACCCAUUUGAGGCACAGACGCUAAUUUCUGGAUCAUAUGAUAAGUCGGUCGUCUUGUACGACUGCCGAAGCCCACAGGAAAACCACCGUACCUGGAGGUUCAGCGGCCAGGUGGAGAGGGUCGUGUGGAAUCACUUCUCACCCUGCAACUUCUUGGCGAGCACGGAGGAUGGCUUUGUCUACUGCCUGGACGCACGGGCCGACAAGCCGGUUUUCACUCUCCGAGCUCAUGACGGAGAGGUGUCAGGCCUCGAGCUGAGCAGCCAGGUGAGGGGCUGCUUGGUCACCUCCUCAGCUGACAGGCACGUGAAAAUCUGGGACAUCCUGGGAAACAAACCCUCCCUGAUCCACACACGGGACAUGAAGAUGGGGGUCAUGUUCUGUGCGUGCUGCUCCCCCGAUCUGCCCUUUGUCUACGCUUUUGGGGGACAGAAGGAAGGCCUCCGUGUGUGGGACAUCAGUGAUGCCACCGCAGUGGCUGAGACCUUUGGUAGUCGGGAGCGGCUGGUGGUGAAGACGGAGGCGGAGACUGCAGGAGAGCCCAGCAACACGUCGAGCAUGGAUCUCACCUAGUGCCCCCCCCCCCCCCACCAACCCCCAUCCCAGACACACAGCGCCAUUCUGAAGAUGUGAAACGUGCUUGGUGUCAACAAAAAGACAAAGCUGCCACCUUUCAGGAGGAAAUGGGUUCUAAUAUCCAUCUUACUUUAUCUAUUUUAUCAAAUAGAUGAUCCUGUUGCAUCUUUUCAAUUGUAAUAUGGAUGAAGAAGACAAGUCAAUUAAAUAAGUUUUUUUUCCCUCCGUU
This is a messenger RNA of Paramormyrops kingsleyae, 1897 nucleotides long. It is a transcript of the gene pwp1, whose product is annotated as PWP1 homolog, endonuclein. The record is from RefSeq and is a predicted model, not a curated record. Gene Ontology annotation, molecular function: protein binding. Gene Ontology annotation, biological process: rRNA processing. Gene Ontology annotation, cellular component: nucleus. Lineage: Eukaryota; Metazoa; Chordata; Actinopteri; Osteoglossiformes; Mormyridae.